AGCAGUGGAAGCAGCAGCAGUGGAAGCAGCAGCAGUGGAAGCAGCAGCAGUGGAAGCAGCAGCAGUGGCAGCAGUGGCAGCAGUGGCAGCAGUGGAAGCAGCAGCAGCGGGGCGACUCAGGUUCUUGUGAAACCGACCACCCUUGUCGUGGGCGGCACGACCUCGACCAAGGUCGUCACUGAGACCGUGACUAUCGUUGAGACCAUUACCACCGUCAUUGGUGGCGUUACGGUCACGCAGUACCAGGCCGCUACCACCACCGGCCCGGCCUCUGUUGCUGCCAUGGCCACCACGACGGUCAGCUUUACUGAGACGCAUGUCUCCACCCUCACCAUGACGGCAGGAGCCUCCGGGGUGGCUGCUGUUGGUACAAGCGUCAGCACUGUGACUGUCACUGCUGCAGGCACUGGCGCCGCCGGGGCCUCCGGGGUCGCUGCUGUUGGGACGAGCGUCAGCACUAUGACCAUCACCGCCGCAGAGUCCACCAGCACUAAGACUAUCACUGCCGCAGAGUCUACUACGACCAUCACCGCCGCAGAAUCCACCAGCACCAUGACCGUCACCGCCGCAGAAUCCACCAUGACCGUCACCGCUGCCGAAACCACCAGCACCAUGACUGUGACUGCUGCGGAAUCUACCAGUACCAUGACCGUCACUGCUGCGGAGUCUACCAGCACCAGCACCUUGACAAUUACCGCUGCGGAAACCACCAGCACCCUGACCGUCACUGCUGCAGAAUCCACUAGCACCAGCACCUUGACAAUCACCGCUGCAGAAGUCACUAGCACCAGCACCAUGACUAUUACUGCCGCGGAAGCCACCAGCACCGUGACCAUCACUGCAGUGGCUAGCGAUGCUGCCGGAGCCAGUGGGGUUGCUGCCGUGGGCAAGAAUGCCAGCACCGUGACUGUGACGGCGUCGGGAGCAGCUAACACGGUGACCAUCACCGCGGCAGAGGUCACCAGCACUAUCACGCAGGUUGCCACCGCGACCGAGACUGAGACCGAAACCGUGACUGCCAAGGCGACUGCAUGUGUUUAA
Molecule: messenger RNA, 1041 nt
Organism: Penicilliopsis zonata CBS 506.65
Lineage: Eukaryota; Fungi; Ascomycota; Eurotiomycetes; Eurotiales; Aspergillaceae
Exons: 1
Source: RefSeq, a predicted model, not a curated record